Cuscuta epithymum is the source of this 971-nucleotide messenger RNA. Lineage: Eukaryota; Viridiplantae; Streptophyta; Magnoliopsida; Solanales; Convolvulaceae. The record is from the annotation of a GenBank genome assembly.
UUGAAAUAGUGCCCUCUUCUCUACAAAAGACUUGGAAGAUUUCAAAAUUGAGUAGUCUCAACAAUGUUAGCACAAUCUCCAGUGGUCGGAAACCAGAUCCAACGCCAGAAAACCGGCCGGAAGCAUCUCCAGAUAAGGAACACUCAGGCGAAUCAAAUCCCCGAUGAAGCGAUCAAACCCAAGCUAAAACACGACCUGCUCGACAUUUCACUGUACCACAUCUCAAACAAGGAAAAUGUCCAUCCGCUUCAGGCGGCGGCGGCGGGAAAGGGGAAGCCGCACGGUGAAAUCGGACUGCGAGACUCCUCGCUGGCCGAUGAGCUCAGCUCCAUACGGGAGAAGCUGGAGAGGAUGAGGAUCGACAAACAGAGAACGGAGAAGAUGCUCCGUGAGCGGGCGGCGGUGAUGGAUUUGCAGAUGCAGGAGCUGAUUAACAGAGGAGAGAUUCAGAAGCAGCUCGAGCUCGAGGUCGAUCGCCUUUUCCGAUUGAAGGAGCUCCGGCUAUCUUGUAUGAGAAUAUCUCCUAUUCGAUCGCUUAGAGAUAAGGAGAAAGAAAAGAAGGGGAAGGAAGAUCAAUUCAAGGACAUGGAAGAAAUUGAAAAUGAGGAAGGAUCACAGGGUAGAAUUGCACCAUCAAGCCCAAGUUCAGAUCUUGAUACAGAGGAAUGAAAUGAAAAAGAUCUGGAAGAAAGAUAUCAAGCGACUCAAUGUUGUUCUUGGAUUCUUGAUGGAGUGGGAAAUGAAAAGAAACAUACACAAUAUCUUGUUGUACAUGAUUUUAUUGAACAGAAAGAGCACAACUUUUGUUCCCUUUAAUAUUACAAAUAGGUGGAGAGACUUUCAUUGUAUAAGUAUCAAUUUGUGGUUUGGUGGCAUUUACAUUUUCGAUUGCGUACUAGUAAAGUCCUAUUUGGAAUGGGUUUUUAUUCUUACUCCCUCCGUCCCAUUUAUACUGUCCCAGUUCCUAUUUA